AUGUCCAUCCCUGAAGAAACCAUCCCGGCCGCGCCGUCUACCCCGUCGUCAAUCGUCGAUUCGCCAAAGUUCCAACAGAUUUUGAACAAGCUCAACUCCGACAACGACCGUGAAAGUUUGACGGAGAUCAUCAAGGAGCAAGAAGGCACAAAGUACCCGGAGGAAUAUGCUUACUCAGUACAAGACUUAGUUCUGCUGAGUAUUGCCAAGUGUCACCAAAUUGCGCUGACGAUUCCAGGCAUUGACCCUCGGUACUUUCCUAAGCUUGCCCAUGCGUACAUCCGAUUUGCCCUUCAGCCCAAGGAAAACCCAUUGGUCACCACGCUUGGCCAAAUUCUGCAAGGUCAAGCUUACGAUUCCGAUGCCGCUAUGAAGAAGCACUUCGAGCAGACGGCUAACGUUGUGGCUGACGCCAGACGCAUCUCCCACAACACCCGGGGCCUCACCCCUGAGCACCUCAAACGUAUCGACGACGUCUUGGACACAGUGGUGCCAACCCAGAUGGCAGAUUAUGCGGCCAUGUAUGAGAAAGUACAAGGACCGUACAUGGAAAAGGCGCUUCGCUCCUCUAUCCCUCCGGAGAUCAUGGCGGAAGCCUUUCUCCUCCUUCUUGAAAGUGAAUGUGCAAUGGACAGUGACACUUAG
Messenger RNA from Diutina rugosa, 645 nucleotides. RefSeq lists its product as uncharacterized. The record is from RefSeq and is a predicted model, not a curated record. Bases 1 to 645 code for a protein of 214 amino acids. NCBI's taxonomy places the organism in Eukaryota, Fungi, Ascomycota, Pichiomycetes, Serinales, Debaryomycetaceae. The transcript has a single exon.